GCACGCGCACCGCGCGGCGUGGUCACCAGCCCGCUUCCCCUGUGCGCUAGGCCGUGACGUCACUCCGGCACCUGCCCUCGCUCGACACGGUGCCCGGAAGCGUCCGACCGGGCAGUAUAGCUGAUGGAGAAAGGUUCCGGGGCAGGUUUAGUUCCGGGGGCUCCUCUGCAUGAACCGCGGCGCCGCCACCGCCUCGGCUACAACAAUGAUCCCGAUCCCGGUGGUGGUGUGCGUGCUGGGGGGCUGGUGCGCCAUCUACCUGGCGGAUACGCUGCUCAAGUCAUCCAGCUCUCUGAAGGCAUCUUAUGAAGACUGGCUGCUGACAUACGGCUUGAGCAUCUCUCCUUUUCACAUGCGAUGGCAAACAGCUCUCUUCAACCGCCAGUUCUACAACUGGGGGAGAUGGAAACCCAGAUUUCUGUAUUUAUGGUUCAGUGUAGGGAUGGUGUUUGGUAUAGUUGCCAUGUUUGGCUCUGUUAUUCUUCUCGGAAAGACACUGAUGCAAACACUGGCACAGAUGCUCACCGAGGCACCGAAAGCCCAGAAUGAUCGUAUGCUGCAAGUUGUGGUGCCUGGUGUAAAUUUGCCUGUCAGCCAGCUGACCUAUUUCUUCUCUGCAAUCCUCAUCAGUGGUGUGAUACAUGAAGUCGGCCAUGGGGUGGCAGCUAUUCGAGAACAAGUACGAUUUAAUGGAUUUGGGAUUUUUAUCUUCAUUGUCUAUCCUGGAGCAUUUGUUGACCUCUUCACAACCCACUUGCAACUGAUCUCUCCAGUCCAGCAAUUAAGGAUAUUUUGUGCAGGAGUGUGGCAUAAUUUUGUUCUUGGUGUUGCAAGUUUCAUGGUUUUGUUUCUGCUGCCAGCCAUUCUUUUCCCUUUCUAUUACACGGGUGUUGGGGCACUUGUUACUGAGGUCGCCGAGGAUUCUCCUGCCAAUGGACCAAGAGGUCUUUUUGUGGGAGACCUUGUCACUAACCUGCAAGACUGCCCAGUUUACAGCGUAGAAGACUGGAAUUCCUGUCUGGGAGACAUUUCAGAGAAGUCACAGGUUGGCUACUGUAUUAGUGUAGCCACCCUACAGCAAUUAAGCUUUCCAGCUAGAGUCUAUAGAAGACUCGAUGGCACAGUUGAAUGUUGUAGUAACAACAGCCUCACAGACAUUUGCUUUUCAUAUAGCAAUAACUUGGACAGCCACCUGUAUGCCUGUCUGCCAGCACGAAAAGUUAUUGAGGCCAGCAAAGUUUGUCGAACCAGCAUGGACUGCCAGAAGGACUCUGUUCCAAGCUUUUGUGUGACUCCUUCUUUAGAGAACCAAACAAGGCUAAUCAGGGUAAAACACCUACCCCAUAUUGACAUGCUGUUUGUAGGACACCCCAUGCACCUUCAGUACACAGUAAGUCUCAGCAGUUUUGUACCACGACAAAAGUUUCUAAGCAUUGAUCUGCCUGUGGUAAUAGAGACAUUUUGCAAGUACCUAAUUUCACUGUCAGGAGCACUGGCAGUUAUCAAUGCUGUACCGUGUUUCGCUUUGGAUGGUCAGUGGAUAUUAAAUUCAUUCCUGGAAGCCACUCUGAGCUCCCUGAUUGUAGAAAAACAAAACAGAGAGCUUGUUGGCUUUUUAAUUUUGCUUGCUGGUAGCGCACUUUUGGCUGCCAAUGUUGCACUGGGACUUUGGAUGGUGACAGCACGAUAGAACAUUGGAUACGCUUCCAUCAGUUUUCAAAGUACACAGAAAUAAUGAAUCCAUUGCCUUUUAAAACUUGUUCAGUGCUGAGAUUGAAAUAAUUACCUUAAAAUGACACUGAAAGAACAAUCACUGGUGGCUGCCGUUUUAAUUUAAAACUGUACAACAUUGUGCCUGUGGUCAUAGGAGUCUAAUAGAAAGAAGUAGGAACCUUUUUAUAUACUCUUGAAGCACUGUACUAAUUUUGGAGAAGUUGCAUUGUAAAAUUUCACAGGAAAAAGCCUAAGACUUCAUUAAUUUGGAUCUCAAAAUACGGGAAUUAUUUGGCCUCAAACGUUUGUAAAGUGGGAGAAAAAAACCACUUAGGUUUUAUUUUAUAGUUUGAAUAAUUGUCAGAAAAUCUGUGUGGGCUGUCAUCAUUUUCAGUCAGCAUAGUCUUGCUUUUGUUUUUCAAAUCUGGUAUUCCACCAAACUGGACUCUAAGAAGCCCUAAAGCCUGUUCUCAAAAUGGUGAAAAGCUAAAUAAAUGCUUACCAUGUGUUAAUGAGGAGAGAGAGGCCAUAUGGGUUAGUGACUUUCCUUUUCAGCCAGCCAAAAUGACUGGAAGCAUGUUGUCCUCGGGAUGUAGAUGAGAAGUGCCAAUGUCUGUUAAAAGUGAGGCAUACGGGAGGAUAACAAAGCCCACAUGUCUGUGUUUCUUACAUGUUCAGUUGUAUAUGAUCUUACGCAGCUGAAGAUUUUUUUAAAGGCAAUAUUUGUCAGCAAUAGCUACAAGAUAACUCAAAUUUAGUUUCUGAGUGCUGAAGUAUGCUGUGCACAAUUAUUCCUAAGUGAUAAGUAAUGUUUGUGUUGUUUUACUCAGAAAAUAAUACUGUAUUAUACCUGUUUACAGUUAAAAGUGAAACCUGUUGUUUUUAUGGUGUCUAUCUUCUGAUGCUAUGCAUGUAAUAUGUACAGUAACUCACUGAUGGUUUUCUGUCUUUCAAAGGGUUGUUUUCCUUUGCUAGGAUUCAUUCUGUUCAAAGAUAGCUAACAAAGAUGUUUAGCUGAAGCAGGUCUUGGAUCAGAAGAUUAGAGGAAGAAUAUGAUCGUGAAUUGAACUACUUAAACAUUUGUCUUUGCUUUCUGAGAUGAAUACAGACCAUAUGCUUGUUCUUUAAUGAACAGUGGAAGAACAGUCAGUGUUUUGCUGACCGAAGUAUGUCUGACAUACUUUGAAGCUCUUUUAAGUCUGUAAUAUUUUGUACCCAAUCAGAUUAUAUUUUGACCGUCAUGUCCUCCCAUGAUAUAUUGCCUAGUUUAUACAAAUCAGGUUCAGUCAGAGCCUUGCCUCAAUAUAGGCUGAUAUUUAAACAAACGAACAACAAAAAAAAAAGUCCUGGGUAAUUUUAAAAGCGGGGUUGAGCCCAAUUCCUGAUGCUAGUGCACGGAUUCGUAACUCUGAUGUUUGCAUUUGCCCACUGAUGUGUGUGUGACGGUAGUUUUACACAGUAGCCUUCACACUUAGUUAGGAUGUAUUCUUUUCUUAACGUGAUGCAAGCAGUAAUGAGAGAGCGUGUUUGUUUAUUUGUUGUCAUGUUAGUUCACUUAGGUCUCCAGUGCUGUCACAGGCCUCUUGAAGUUUACCUCUGUGGGGUGGCAUGGCAGGUCCGUCCCCCUCAUUUUCAGUCAUUUCAACCCAGGCAUGUCGGCACCGAUCCCGGUAAGAGAGAGUAAAUCCUCCAGUCAAUCCCGCGUGAGUCAGGCCCUUUGGGGACUGCUAAAAGUCACACAAACUGCAAGAAAGGAAGAACAAACUAUCAGAAACUGCCGGUGGGCUUCUCUUUCUUCCGGAGACGCCCUGAAAGUCUUAACUCAUCCUGACUCCUGGAAACAGGGACGGGAGCAGCCUGGUUCUUGCCCAGAGCCUGGCUCUGAGGCUGUGCUCCAGAACCUGCUCGCUCACCUAAGUGGCUGCUUACUAAUCUGAGCUCUUCCGUUCAGUGCCUCUGUGCCACUUUCCUCUCUCUCUGGGUCUUGUCCAAUCCACAGUGCACAAAAUUAAUUUGCACUUAGGAGUUUUAAUGCAAUUUAGUAAGACGUGAUACUUACUUUUCAAAAUGGCUGCUAUUUAUGUAUCAGAGUUGCAGUGCUGUCGUAUUAUCUAAAGCAACAACAAAUGCAUCUAUGGUGAUUUCAAAAAUAUUCUGUGAAAAACAUUUCAAGUUUGAUAUUUCAUAUAUUCGUGUUGACUACAGCUGUUUGGGACAGUCUUUUAGCAUAGUACGCUCCUAGAGAUGAAGGCAAGAGAUUUAAAAAAAACAAAGUUGCUGAAUUAACACACACAAGUUACAUCUGCUAUAAUCAGGCUGGCAGGUUGUUCCUGGUUAUUUAUGUGCUACUAAAACAUGAUGUUUUAUCAAAGGAAACUAAAUCCAGUUUAUUUCACUUUACACAAUCACUGAAAGCCACAGCUGCACUAAGUAGAACUUCAGUCUGGGUUUGACCUCAUAAUCAAAAAGAGGGUGGAGAAGCCGUCAGUCAUGGUUUUAGCAAAAUGGACACGCUGGUACACUGUAAAGACCUUGGUUGUCUUUUAUGGGAGAGAUAGUACUAGAAGUGUUUAAAAAUAAUUCAUGAGUCCAUUUCUCCAUGUGCUGGGAUUUUACUAAGGGUCAAUUUAAGUAUGAAUGGGUGCUUUGAAUCAAGACUUGAAGCAAACUGGGUAUGAAUGGUGACCCAGCGCAUCUUAGAUCAUCUGUGGGCAAAGGUAAUAGUUAAGUUGCACAACGCCCUGAAGAAAAAGUUAUUCAGUGGAUCCAUUUCAUUCUCCUGUAAUCCUAACAAAUGGAUUACAUUCUGAUAAGCAAGUGCCAUACAUACAGUUACUGGGAGGGGUUUUGCUGGGUUUUUCUUUGUUUAGCAAGAGAGAACACAGGAUGACACAGCACAUUUUUUGUGUGUCAGAUUUUUACUCUAGAGUGUAUGCGAUGUUUCUUCUAUUUCUGUAUUUGUAAAAAUUAAAAGGAAGCCUUUCCUUAAAAUGAAAUCUUUCCACUUCUCAUUCUAAAUAGCCCCUCAGAAUGUAAUGUAUUCUUUAAUACAGAAUCCAUCGAUAUCAUUAUAGGGCAUAUUGACUGGAAUAUGAAACAUCACUCUGAAAGAUUGGAUGGAUACCACUACUUAUGUAUAUACUAUGAAUUUUUAAAUCUGUAUCAGAUGGAAAAAAUAAUAUCUAACAUUGGGAAGUGUUAUACAUAGUUUUUACUUGAAAAUUGCCAGAAUUCCAUAAUUAUCAUUAGUCAUUGUUCUGAUUUGGUUUUUAUGAGAAUUUUUUUUAUAUCAGCAAAGACUUCUAUAGCAUGUUCUGCUAAUGCAUGAUAUGACAUGAAAGAGGCUAACUUCUUAGCAUGUGGGAAGUUACAUGCUCUUUGCUAACUUAAGAAAUUAAAACCAGCAUGCUUCCAGUGAAAUGAAAGAGACUUUGCUAGAAAAAAUAUAGACAAACUUGCAGAUUAGUCAGCCCAAAUUUAUAAGCCACAGUGGAAAAUUUGUUAACUCAUCCUUUUUAUUUAGAAUGAAACAAGCAACUGUAUUGAUGGUUAUGUUUUUCAGUGAUGAUUAUUCUGCAUUUGUGUAUAUGUGUGUGUAUACAUGUGUACAUAGAUAUAAUGGAUACAUACCCAGCCACAGUCUGUACUGCUCCUUUUUUAGGGAUAACUUACACCAGUCCUCCAUGCUCUGCACUGUAGCCUUUUUUUCUUUCUCUCUAUGAAUUCCAUGGCUUUCUCUGGAUUUUAAAAUUGCAGCUAUGUUUUUCUCCCAUAACUGAUCUAAUUUCGUUAUUAACAGAAGACAAGUGAUUGACAUAAUGUAACCACAGCUGCAUGAGUUUUGUUCAGCUGAUCUUUAAAAUAUGUUUCUUGCUUUCUGUGAGGCCUCAGCCACAAGCAUGGUAAACAGAUUUUCAGGGUGACUAAAAGAGGUCAGCCUUAGGAUCCAUCACUCUUUAAAUGCUGCUAUUUGUUCUGUUCUGGAUGAUAGCUGGCCUGAGUGAAACUGUGUAGAGUAUACUGAAGAAAUAACAUUUUCAGGACAGACCUUCCCAUGGCAGUCAGGAUGUUUCAGCUUUCUUAAAUAAGGAUAUAUUUUUGUUGUUUAGAACAUCAACAAUCCAAGUUUUCUAAUAGUUUCCUAUGCAUUUUAUGUGAUGGCAAAGGGUGACCUGUAGCAAGUAAGUUUUUAAAUAAAUUCUGUAUGUCUUUUAUCUGAAAAAUCUGAAUUUAUAUCUGGCUAUCUUUUAUGAGAGAUGAAGAAGGGUUGUAAGGGUUUAUGUAGCCUAGUCUGUAUUUAAUUGUUUUUAAAAGAUGUGAGUUAAACUCUAGAAAUAAAUAGUUAUUUGUAAAAUAUGCAUUCUAUACGCCUGCAUUCAGACCAGUUCCCACAUCCAGUCUUGCUUCAGCUUUGUUCUUGUAACUUGUGAGUAAGGAAGCUGAAUCUAAGCUUCAGGUAAGAUCCAAUAUUAGCAGUUAUUUUAUACCCUCUUUAUCCUGAAUUUCAUGUAACACUAGACUAGUUGCUGAAUGUGGCUGAGUUAUCUGGGGCACGUAUCCUGUAUUAACGCAGCAUUUGGGAAGUGUUGUACUAAAGACUGCCAGAAAAUGGCAGCUCUGUGACACUUGCUCCUUGGACUCAUCCACUCCCCUCAUGUGAAGAGCAGAUGGCAGCGACUAAGGGCAGCGAAGAGCCUCAGUUUAUGGCAGCUUUAUGAGACCUUCCCACUGCUGACCCAGUGUGAAAGGACGGGAACAAAGAGCAGGAUAUGACACUGCAAUUCCAUUCAUUCCAUUUACAUGGGCAUGAAACGUGAUGAGAACUUGUAAUUAACGUUUCAGAGCAUGCAGAUAUGUUUUCCAGCCCUUCACUGAAUCAUUCAGUGACUGGUAUUCACACUUUUUUUAUUUUUUUUUUUAAUACUGUGUCAUUCCAUUAAUAAAUAUGUGCUGAGUAAACAGUAUGGGUAGCUGUAGCUUAUUUAGUAAAUUGGACUUGGAUAUUUCUCACCUCUAGAUGUUCAUCUUGGGUUGGUUUUUGCGGCAUCAUAGUGUAAUUGACCUUCACUUGAUACUCGCUUGAAAGCCUGGAGGCUAUUUCCAAGCCAUCACUAGAGAAAUCUAGUGUCUUCCUUCCCAAGUUGGUUGUUAAUAUUUUAAAUUCUUCUUUUCCUCACAUAACUUUGCUUUUAGAUUUCAUCUGCCCAGAUGAUCUUAUCUGAAGCCUGUCAAUGGAAUAUGUAUUGUUUUGAAAUUCACUGUGGGUUUUUUCCUCUACGUAGCCUUAUUUUUCACGCUGACUCACAGCUGUGGAAUGUUAGAUUUCUAGACCCUUUGUUCCCACUAUGCAUUGUUCAUGAUCAUGUUUAAAAAAAAAAAAAGAAAAAAAGAAAGCUUCAUUUUGAAAAUGUCAGCUAACAAAUAUAUGGAACACUUUGAAUAAUGUAUUGUGGUUUUGUUUUGGUUUUUUUUCUCUAUUUAAUCAACCAAACAAUAAGUAUUGUUUUCUAUGUAUGAUAAAUGUAUCCUGCAAAUAAAUUCAUUGUUCGAUUGUUAGUGUGCUUAAAUCUGUUUUUAAAAAUAAGGUGAGAGUGACAUAAUUCCUUAUUUGUGGCAAUGACCAUAUUCUCUCAUAUACUCUCAUACUCUUCGUAUGUAAUUUAUAUUCUGUCUCUGGUUACUGACAGUGUACCACAAGGUACCACUAUCCUUUUCAGUAUCUGACCACCUCCUAAAAUUAAUACUAUCACUUUGCUUUCCCUUAUUUACCAGCUUAUCACAGUAGUAGUUUGCGUUAUAGUAGAAGUACAUCCAGACAGAGACCUACACAUUGUUCCGGAGGAAAUCUAGCCUCAUUUGAUGUGACGCGGGUACGUAGCGACUGCCUUAUAGGAGCAAAUCCCUUUCUCUUGACUGAGCUCCUGGGCAAUUCGUCUCUUCUGGAGUUGUGGACUUCUUGCUUUGUAGUGAGAUACGUGACGCGGGAUGCCAUAGUCAAGGUAAGUGAAACCACCUCUCUGGGCUUUAAAGGCCAGUCUUACGUGAAGAAGUUAAAAGUCGGAUCUUCAAAUGCCGCUAAGGUGAUGUUACGUAUUGCAGCCUUUGAGGUGUACGUACAGGCCAGAGCUGGGCACGUAUCCCGGCUAGUUCUGAACAAGUUUAUUUGGAUAUCCCGGAGCUGCCUGGGGCUGCCUUAGCUUGGUGUACCCAGGCUGUUCAGCUUGAUUUGAGAAUGAAGCUUCGUUGCUCUGUUUCUUGAGCAAGCUCAUCUAGCAUUAGCCAGGUUAUUUGUACUGAGAACUAAACUGUCCUUUGUUGCUUAUUGGACAAGCUGUUACUUUAUACAAGUAUAGCUGUUUCAGCAAGUGUGGCUUUGUUCCCAGAUAAAAGAUUGCCAUGAGAAAUAGGCACAAAGCAUGGAUCGGACACGCUGGUAGGAUUUCCCAGAUAGGGUGCUAUGCAAUUUUCUGAAUACUUGCAUGAGGAGAUGGCUUUUUUUUUCCCUUCUCUCUUUUUCUUACUCAUGUCAAAGGUAGAGACAAUAGUUUUAUUUUUCCUGAAGCAUUUAAGCUUCUAGGAGGGUCCUGAGGUUUUUCAGUUGAUUUUGAAAACAUUAUCCCUUCUUCUGAUUAUGUAUGUUCUGUAAUCUAGGAUAAAAUCAAUGAUGUCUUCAUGUCAUCUUGAGGAAUGUUGCCUUAAUCACUAAUAUAAUUUCUGGAUAAGAUUUAAAAAGAAAUACUGUAUGAGUCUUACUGCUGGUAGCUUUAUAAAAAAGGGUUAAUAUAAAUCUUCCUCUGAUUGUACUAAUUUGAAUCACCAAGCAGAAGCAUUCCUAAACAUCUUUAGUAGAUCUAUAUGCAUUGAACUCACUUCAUUAAAUCUUUAAGAUUUUUAUGAGCUUUUGAUGUGAACUACCCAAUGAAAUACAAUUUACGGUUUGAUUUUAAUCUUAUGGUGGUAAACUGGGAGAAUCCACAGCAUUCAUGAGGUCUAAGCAGCAGUCACCCAGAUUUCGACUUUUUUCCCCUUUUUUUACCUCAGACAGAUGUGGGUCUGGUGUUUACUUUGAUGCUUUUAAGGCUCCAGUGUUGUGGAAACAGAAUUGGAUGUUCUUACCAACUGUGUAUCUUAUUUUCUACAUUUCUGAUUAAUUCUACCUCUUUUUAGUUCUUUGCAAAUAUAGUAGUGGCUGAACACUAUGUAACCGCCACUUCUGACAGUCUUGAAAACACAUGGUCAUACAUCCUUUUUCAUUUCCCCUGAAAGGAAUCUUUCAAAGAAAAAGAAAUACUUUUCUCUCUUUUUUUUUUCUUCUUCUUCUUCUUUGUUAAAUGUCAUCCUUUUUACUUGCUAUUGUAUUACUAAAGUGUCUGUAUCUUUUCCCCUUUCACAGCUCUGUGAGGAUCUCUUAUUAAAAUAUUGCAAGCUAUUUUUUAAAGUCUAAAUUCCUCUAAGCCUCCUGAAUUUGAUUCAGUUACCCACACAGGCAUGUGGUGUGGUCUGGGAUAUCCCAAGGUGUUCUUAGGUUAAUAACCUGACUUGGAACAUUUUGAAACUCACCCCCCACUUGUCUCCUUUUGUCUCCUGUUGGUUUAGGUCUUAGGGCUUCUCAGAGCUGCACAUGGGGCUGGCAGAUGGGGGUGAGGCCCUAUAGGAGAUCAAAGACAUUCUGGACCGGCAGCUGGAUACUAGGAGGGGUACCUGAGGGCAUUUUGUAUCACGCCAGAUGCUUAUAUGCGGGCAACAAAUCAAGCCAGACUGGCUCCUUUUCUUUCCUUGCAUUUCUUUUCUUUUAAAGAAUUAAAGUGGAAUAUGAGGCUUUUUGAGUGAGUUUUAUUUGACAUAAAAAUACAUUGAAGUUUUUCUGUUUGUGCAUAAUACAGGCUGUUUUAUAAAAGUUAGGCUAGUGGAAUACACGCAUUCUCCUCCUGCUCUGAACCUUAGGUCUGGAAGCAGCAGAAAUUAGUACUGCUGCCUUAUCUACAGCAAGAAAAAGGAAGGCUUAUUCUAUAAGGAAAAUACCAUCUGGCUCCAGGUGUGGAGUGGUGGUAGCAGCAGUGUACAGAUUCGCAGGAAGCGAUGAAGAGGCACCAGGUGGAGACAAGGCUGCGUGAGGGGACUGUGAUGAUCUUGGCCAACUGCCACAGUUGUGUACUUGACUCUUUUUUUCCUUGCAGGAGAAAAGAAGUCAUGAGACUUAACAGUUAGGAAUGGGAUGAAAACAGGGAAGGGCUGUGAGAGAGGCGGUUUGUUCAUUUACAGAAUCUUUAAAUCAGACAGAGAGCACGUAUGCUUUAUGAGUGGAGAGAUAAGUGCUUUUUAAUAACUCCAAGAUAAGUAUUUUUACUACUUUUUUUUUUUCUUUUCCUUGAAGCAUUUUUAGAGCUGACCUGAAAAUAAAGCUAACGAACUUCCAUCAUUGGUAGAAACAUGCCAUGUAGUAAGAUCAGAGAAGCAAUAAAAGCCUGUUCUUCUAGAUAGCAGUUCAGGGCAUUUAGACCUCAGAGUUGUGUCCCUCUCCCUGGUUAAGGAUUGGGCCCGAGCUUACCUUCAGUUAGUCUGGAUGUGAAGUCAGAACUUUUCUCCUGUUUCCACAUUCCCUCUUCAGCACGAGUUGACCUCACACAUGCAAUUAUUAAAAAUUAAUCAAUCCAUUUUUAUAAUGUUUUUGCCUCUUGGCUUUGUUUUCAUUCCUGCAGCUAUUUGAAUAACUAGCAGAAACUGGGCCAAACCACCUAUAUCUCUAUCAUCGCUGCAAAAUCAACAAAGCCAAAUUAUGAAUGUGCAUUAUAAACCACAAAUUCCUGGGUACUUACCACUGGUUAUACCAACAAACUUUUUUUUUUCCCCACUGUGACCGUUUACCGCUCUUAAUUAGGUGAUUGAAUUUAUUCCCUGGAAAUGUUCUGCGAGGCACUGGCAACGCUCAACGUGCUGCAGCGCUGAAGGAAAAAAUGGGCAAACCAAAACUUGUAUAGUAUGUUUUUUAACAAACAGACAAAAUUCGCUGUUUCAUUUACUGGAGCAGUGCAGGUAAGUUAUUAUUUUGUCAUAUCUGAAAGCCCUGGUUAUUUUUCCAGCAUUUAUCUUCAAAGUUACUCCUAAGGAGAGCACUUCAGUAGUUAAUCUAACUGGCUUCUGCAUACCCCUUUAACUGCAAUUAAAUGUAACUGAACCAGAAGUUAAAAUAUUACUCAAAUAGUUGUGAAAACUGUAACAUAGUAUCAAGCAGUAUUUUCUCAUAAGUGUACCAAAACCUAUUGUUCACUUGAGACUUUACCUAAGAACUGCACAAUUUUUUUAACCUUGAUUUUUUUAUCUUGUCAUGAAAAUAUCAAAAGCAAUUCUGAAGAAAGCAUCUCAGCUUUCACUUACAGGGUUACUUAGAGGGGCUCGCUUUUAGCACGUGCAAAUGAUGGUGUAAAAAUUAAACUGUAUCAUUUAGCAACAUGAUACUAAAUGUGACAGAUCACUCUAUUCUUAUAUAUGUGAUUCUCCAGUUUGUUUCUCAUGCUUUAUAAUAAGUCAAGUGAAAGUGCAACGCAGAUUAUUUGCAUGAGCUUUUAUAGCUGUACAAGGUACCUGAAGACAUUAAGGUUGCAGCCAAACCAGGAGUCCAAGUUUGGUGAACUUAGUUCAUCAUAGGAAGAAGGAAAAAAGAAAUCUAGAUAGUGAAUAUAGCUGAUUAAGGAGUCAUGAAACCGAACAUGUCAUACUCUGAUGGCAAAAAGAAUCCAGAAAAUGAACGGUCAUGCAGGUUUAAAAAAUAAUGAUUUUUAUUAUUAAUUACAAAUAAAUAAGUAAAUAACUUGAAAAAAUGCCCCUUAAAUGAUGGCACUGUUCUAGAUCAAAAGGGUGCUUUGAAAUGCAAAAUAAACCUCUUUUCUUCUGCCAUGGGUUUGUGUAUAUGCACAGAUGCUAAUUUGAUAAGCACUGGGUUAACUUCCGCUGACCUCAACUAUCAUCAGUUUAGAUAAAAGUAACGAUUGUUAGUGGCCUCAGAAAGCUGUGAAACAUAUAGGCUGUAGCUGCAGUGAAGGAAACUGAAAUGGCAUUGUCAGAUCCAUAAAUCAGAGCUUGCAGUGAAGAAAAGUGUUUCCGCAGUUCCGUACGGGCGCAGGAUGUGAGACCGCCCUGCGGGACAGAUCGCCCGCUGUGCUACACCUUCCCUCUGUCACCUGCAGCGGUCUCUUGGGGACAGACCCUGAAAGGGACCUAAGCGCCAAGGAUGGACUUAGGCCAGCGGAGCUCUUAAGCUCUACAGUUAGGACCUUGCUUACCCCGAGGGCAACAGGCCUCCAGAACUAGCUCAGGUUUUUACUCAAGAUAGCCCCGAAGUCUUCUUCUGCACGUGUCCAGCCCUGCCGCAGCAGCAGGGCUCGCACACGACAUCCAGGCUGGCAUCUGGCACUGACACGCGCCGUUCCUCUUGCCCGAGAGCCUCAGUCGAGCACUUGGUCUCAGCGUGGAAGUUUUAAAUCAAGCAUCUCACCAAAUGCAGCAGAGGUUAGUUCUGUCUUUGAAAACGCUGUGUGCACGGGUAGGAGCAGGAUACGGCAGAUGGGAAACAGCCUGGAUACGAUCCAACAUCUGGUUAGUGAACCACUGUCCAGACUGUUUAUGUAAUACUAUAGGUGAACUCGAGGUCUUGGCCAGGACCUACUUACAAUCUCCAGGGCAGAGCCACGAUGUUUCCAGGAAUGUUUUAAAUUGUGCCUUUUGGUUGUUGGGGUUUUUUAAUAUUUUAUUUGUUUUGGAGCAGGAGGAGUUUGGUAUCCAGGACCAUUAAUAUCAUCCAGUAGUCUGUGUGGGGGUGCUUCCUCUACAGAUGCGUACAAACUGUGUAAGAAUGAGAUGCUUUCUGGUUUGAGUGGAAUGUCAAAGAGAUACUGCCAAUUUUAAGCUUUGGGGAAAAACUGACUAUUAUUUUAAAGAAUAAAAGUGCUUUAAUAUUUGAAUAGCUGCUUUGCUUUUCUACAGUAUUUGCUGAAAUAUCUUUUCUAUGUUUAAAAAACCCAUAAAUCUAACUUUCUUCACAGCCUAGGAAGCGUACAGCUUUGGCCAUGGAAGUUUAUGAACAAAGGAGCUUUGAAAUGGGCAGUCUCCUCUUCAGCUGCUCCAAAUGUUUGACCUUGAUGUAUCAUUGAGAAGAAACUGUGACAAGCUUGUUGCUGAUAAAACCUUGCUGUUCUCCAUCUGUCUUAAGAACUGCUUAAAUUAUUAGCCAGUCAGGCAUCUGAAGUUAGAAAUUUCUGCUGCUGCAGCCCAGGCUUUGGAAUCCUGUCCUAGGAAAUCUAACACUGCAGCAAGACAAUUAGACCUGAUACCAGAAGACUGUAGGUCCAAAUUAAACAGAGUCCAUGAAGUAAGCCCUGAAUAUCAUGUUCACACGAAAACAGAGCCAAAUUAUGCACGAGUAAUAAAGCUGUUAUCAAGAUGAAAA
Grus americana (Whooping crane) is the source of this 13156-nucleotide messenger RNA. It is a transcript of the gene MBTPS2, whose product is annotated as membrane bound transcription factor peptidase, site 2. NCBI's taxonomy places the organism in Eukaryota, Metazoa, Chordata, Aves, Gruiformes, Gruidae. Gene Ontology annotation, biological process: membrane protein intracellular domain proteolysis; regulation of response to endoplasmic reticulum stress. Gene Ontology annotation, cellular component: membrane; cytoplasm. The transcript has 11 exons. The record is from RefSeq and is a predicted model, not a curated record. Gene Ontology annotation, molecular function: metalloendopeptidase activity; protein binding. The coding region runs from base 170 to 1690 and encodes 506 amino acids.